Molecule: messenger RNA, 1641 nt
Organism: Micropterus salmoides (largemouth bass)
Lineage: Eukaryota; Metazoa; Chordata; Actinopteri; Centrarchiformes; Centrarchidae
Product: synaptotagmin-11-like
Biological process (GO): regulation of calcium ion-dependent exocytosis; vesicle fusion; calcium-ion regulated exocytosis
Cellular component (GO): membrane; axon; synapse
Molecular function (GO): clathrin binding; phosphatidylserine binding; calcium-dependent phospholipid binding
Source: RefSeq, a predicted model, not a curated record
CGCAUCCAGCCCGAUACACAAAAUGGCGGACAUCAUCGAGCUGGGACCCGCCUACGCCAUGUCUCCGGUCCUGGCAGGCUUCCUGGGAGCUGGCGUCCUGGUUUUGGUCGUAGUGGUUCUGGUUCUGCUCUGGUCUUUCUGUCAGCGCCGUUACCUGCGCAUCUCUGGACGCUACAAGCUGCACGGCGACCGUUACUGCGACGCCGAGGACCCCCCCUACAAGUUCAUCCACAUGUUGAAGGGCAUCAGCAUUUACCCAGAAUCCCUCAGCAGCAGCAAGAGGAUCGUACGCAGCAUGCGCCGCGUGGAGCGCUCCGACCGCGAGGGAGAGCGAGGCUGCCCCGCCGCCACGGGGAGGGGCAUGGUGCUGGUGGACGCUGAGAACAACAUCCUGGACGUCCCGGGGCAGCUGCAGAUGAGUCACCUGGUCCCCCCCGCCGGGGCGGGCCCCGCCCUCAACCAGGCCCGGCUGGAGCGGGCUCUGCCGGUCCGCGCCGACUACUGCUGCCUGGACAGCUCAGCCAGCAGCAGCCAGACCAGCAGCAAGACCGCGUCCCCCUUCACCCCUGCGUCCUCGGAGCCCGAACCGGAGCCCAGCCUGGGGGCCAUCAGCCUCACCGUCGACUACAACUUCCCCAAGAAGGCCCUGGUGGUGACCAUCGUCGGGGCCCGGGGCCUCCCCGCCAUAGACGAGCAGGCGGGCAGCUCGGACCCGUACGUGAAGAUGACCAUCCUGCCGGAGAAGAAGCACCGUGUCAAGACCCGCGUGCUGAGGAAGACCCUGGACCCGCUGUUCGACGAGACCUUCACCUUCUACGGCGUGGCCUACAGCUCGCUGCCCGAGCUCACCCUGCACUUCCUGGUCCUCAGCUUCGACCGCUUCGCCCGAGACGACGUCAUCGGCGAGGCCGUGGUGCCGCUGAAGGGCGUGGACCCGAGCACGGGCCGAGUCCACCUGAGCCAGCAGAUCACCAAGAGGAACAUGCAGUGUGAGAGUCGUGGCGAGCUGCUGGCGUCUUUGUCCUACCAGCCGGUGUCUCACCGCCUCAGCGUGGUCGUCCUGAAAGCUCGACACCUCCCCAAGAUGGACAUCACCGGCCUGUCAGCCAACCCCUACGUGAUGAACGUCUUCUACGGCCGGAAGCGCAUCGCCAAGAAGAAGACCCACGUGAAGAAGUGCACGCUGAACCCGGUCUUCAACGAGUCCUUCAUCUACGACAUCCCGCCCGAGCUGCUGCCCGAGAUCUCCGUGGAGUUCCUGGUGGUCGACUUCGACCGGACCACCAAGAACGAGGUUCUGGGCCGCCUGUUGCUCGGGCUCCACAGCCGCCCCUCCGGAGCCUCCCACUGGAGGGAGGUCUGCGAAAACCCCCGCCGGCAGAUCUCCAAAUGGCACAACCUAGCGAGUACUGAGGCUGGGGGGGGGGACCAGCAAAACCAGCCCACACCACCUUCCUGGCUGGGACUCCACCAGUGAAACCACUGGGAAAUACAGACUCAGUGUACAGCACACACACACACACACACACACACACACACACACACACACACACACAGUUGUGAUCAUAGUGAAACUCUCUCUCUCUCUCUUCUAUCUCUCUCUUCCACCACUACAUUCGUCCUGUUCAUGACAGCGAAGAA